Messenger RNA from Vespula pensylvanica (western yellowjacket), 3118 nucleotides. RefSeq lists its product as uncharacterized. Bases 1111 to 2196 code for a protein of 361 amino acids. The record is from RefSeq and is a predicted model, not a curated record. Gene Ontology annotation, molecular function: ubiquitin protein ligase activity; cyclin binding; ubiquitin conjugating enzyme binding. Gene Ontology annotation, cellular component: cytosol; nucleus; ubiquitin ligase complex. The transcript is spliced from 3 exons. Gene Ontology annotation, biological process: protein autoubiquitination; protein polyubiquitination; protein monoubiquitination. NCBI's taxonomy places the organism in Eukaryota, Metazoa, Arthropoda, Insecta, Hymenoptera, Vespidae.
UCAUAGAAUCCAUUCCAAGUUCAGCCAAGGAAGUGUGUUGACUGACAGUCUUCAAGUCUUUAAUACCUGCGAUCAAAAAUUCGUACUUAUAAAGAGAUAAAGAUCGUUAAGGGUACCACCGAUAACAAGUUCCUGAUCGAUAUUCUGCAUGUCCGCAAUAAGGCCGACGUCUCCAAUCGCUCCCCAUUGAAUAGCUAAUCCAGAUAUCCAUGUGCACUGUUCACAUCAUAAUAUGAUCACAUCAAGAAAAAUCUAACUUUUAUCAUAAAUAACAGUACGAUAAAUACCAUCUCAUUCAAAUAAACAAACAGUGAUCUUUUGCUGAAUUGAUAUAAUUACAUAAUGAAUAUAUCAUUUAUAUAAGGAAACAACGAUCAAAUCAUAUAAUAUUAUGAUUAAAACGAUACGAUCAAAAGAUUGCAAUUCGUCAUUUAUAACUUCACUGUAUCUUUCAACAAUACGCUAUUCAUAACGGUCGCGCUUCGAACUCCAUGAUGUUAAUAUUCAAAAUUAUCUCUCAGAAGCUUUACGAUGAUUCGUUCUAGACGACACAUUUCUUAAUCUAAAUAACCAAUAGAAAUGCAGAUAUAAAUGUAACAAGAUAUCUUUCCAUUAAAUUUCUUUGUCAGUUUUCAAAUAAUUCGCUCAUAAAAUGGCGGGCAGAAGAAGUUCACCGAUUGGUGAACAUUUUUCUUAUUAAGCUUAAGUUUGACGAUUUUCGAAAUAAGAUUAAAUGGAAAGGUUGUUAUCCAAUCAAAAAUUCUAAUAUUUUAAUAUAUUUAAAUAUUAUAAAAACAUUUAUAUAUAUAUAGAAAAAACUGAAGAUCAUGGUAAUCAAAUUGAAAAUGAUUUCUAAUUUAAGAAGUGUUCACACACACGUGGAGAUUUAUGUAAGUAGUAUGUGUAAAUUGUAUACAGUAUGUUUUGUGCAUGGAGGAUCUUACAAAUUACAAAUAUUAUUUCUUUUUAACAUUAGUGAAGAAGCCUUCGAAAGGAAGAAAGUGUAUUAAAAUUAAAAGUAAUAUAAACACAAUACGGAUAUUUAAUAUACAAUAAUGUCCAUAUAAAUGUCUCUCAUAUAAAUUAUUAAAUACGAUAAUUUUAUAAAACAUGGAAUUAAUUACAAUAGAAUUAAGACCCCGUCUUCGAUCUUGUACAGUUUUUCUAUUUAUGCAAAAAUCUAUAAGCUUAGAUAAAAUACAAAUUAAACUCUUGGAAACAAGUAUCGUAUUGUUAAUAGGGGAAAAUGUAACAUCUAUCAUAUUACCAAAUAUAAAAAUUGUACCAACGUCAUUGUCUUCCUUGAGUGUAGUAGAUAGAUGGGUGUGUUUUCGUUUACAUACACAGCCAUCAGAUUCAGAAUUUGGAUCAUUUCAAAGAGAAGUUAUCACAGAUACAAAAGCACAAUUUAAUAUAUUAGAAAGUAAGAGAAAGAUAAUUAAAAAUUCUAAAUGUACAAUAUUGUGUAUGUGUUGUAAGAAUGUAUUUUGUAAUGAGCUUUAUUUUCAAAGAGUUUUACCAUUUCCUAAUAUUGACUUUGACCCAUCUGAAUGGUUCUGUAGCAAAAAUGAUAUAGAUUUCGUAUCACUAUUACAUCCAAAUGAAUUAGAUCUUUUUUAUGGCCCAUAUUUUUCAAUAAUAAAUAGCAAUAUUUUUUACAAUUACAAAAAAAACAAAAAAGACAUUUUAUGUAACAGAUGUUUGUUAAAUGUAGGACUUGAGGAUAAAGGUAAUUCGUUUAAGAUUUGGGAUUGUUGCAUUGAUUAUAAAUUGGAGACAGAUAAAAUAAUUAUUGAAGAAGCAUCUAAUCCUCUUCAUGAUUUUAUAACAAUUAUUAAAAGUUUCAUUAGUAAUAAUACAUUUGGUGAAAUUAUUCUAGAAUGUUUAUUAGCUAAACAAUCGCAUUAUAUAGUAAUUAAACCAAUGGAUAUGCGGUUAGGUAUACUUACAGAAGAAAAUGUAAAAUGCAACAAUGACAAGAUUAAUCUAAAAGAAACUUUUGUUAUUAAAGUAUUGUACAAAUAUGGAACAGACAAAAUGAUUUUACCUGAAGAUUGUAUCAAUGCAAAAAAUUAUGAAGUAAGUUUAUCUAUAAUUGAAGCUGGAUUUAAUUACUUAUUAUUAUCAACAAAACGAUUUCCAAAAGAUUAUAAAACCAUUGAGGAUUAUUAUAUUGGUUAUAUAAAUAUAGAAUAAACUAAUUGACUGUUUUGACUCUUAAAAAAAGAUAUGUAUAUAAAAAAAUAUAUCAUUUCUCAAACUUGACUUAUUUUUUUAAAUUUUAUGCAUCAAGUUAUGUAUGAUAUAGUACAUAAAACAAAAUAUAUAUAUAUAUAUAUUUUUUUUUGAACAAAUUAGUAACAUUUUAUUGAAUCAUUGAUUUACAGUUUUCUUAACUUAUCUCCACUACUAUACUACUAGGCUGUAUUGUACAGUAUUAAUUUCCUAUAUUCUGGCACUAUAUUCCAAUUUUAUUUAAAAGUAUUACCACUGCUUUAGAUAUAGCAGCUCUAGAAAAUUAAAUAUAAAUUAUAUAUUUUUAUAAUUUUUAUUACUUUUUGAAGUGCCUGUUAUUUGCCAAAUCAAAUGUGAUGCAAGAAAAUAUAAAAAGAUAAAAAAAAAAUAUGUAUAAUAUUAAUGUUUAAAUAUAAUUAAAGUGCAUGUACGUAAUUUUCAUUUUCUCUCAUUAACUUCUAUUGAUUUACAUAUGUAUAUGUAUAAUUUUACAAACAUCAAGAAAAAUAACGUUGAAAAUGCUAAUAAAACUAUCUCCAUAGCAUAAAAGAGAAACAUACAUUUUGAUUUACUACUUUUUCUUAUUGUUAAUAUUUUCCGUAUUUUAUAUCUCAUAUAUUUGAUGCAACCAACACAUACAUAUUAGUUAUAGAAGAAUUUGUGAAUUAUACAGUUUAUACUUAAAAACUUUCAUGAAAACAAUAUUUUAUAUAAAUUUUUACGAAAAUGAUUAAUCAUAUGAUUUUUCAUAAGUAUUCAUUGUAUUAAUAUCAUUCUAUGACUGAUGUUGUACUAUUAGUAGACAAUGAUAUAAAAUAUAUUACAAACAUGCAGAUUUUAAGACCCAUGCAUUAAAGAUAAUCAUUUAUAAUAUUCUUGGAGA